Molecule: messenger RNA, 861 nt
Organism: Cyclocybe aegerita
Lineage: Eukaryota; Fungi; Basidiomycota; Agaricomycetes; Agaricales; Hemipholiotaceae
Source: the annotation of a GenBank genome assembly
AUGUCAACGUCCAUUCCUUCUGCGCCAUCCAACCUCAAGAAGCUGAACGCCCAAGUGUACCUGUCUGAGCCAACAGGGGAAGAUGCCAGCGCGUCUGCAGAUGGGUCGGAAGGUGUUAGCGCGCCUGGGCUCAUCAUUCUCUUCGGUUGGAUGAACGCAAAGUUAGCGCACGUCCAAAAAUAUGCCGACAUCCUCCGUGGUAUUUACUCAACAUCGACCAUCGCGGUCGUAAUGGUGGAUUCUAACUUCUACUGGUUGAGCGAAAAAACGAAGGAGUCCACAUUAGCGCCCGUAUUGACAACCCUCAAUCGAGAAAAGGAGAAUGGGAACCUUAACAAAGGAAUCCUGCUUUAUGUGAUGUCGAAUGCUCGCCAUCCACUCAACGCGCCUCAGCAGCCUCCAAUUGCCAUGCUUCUCGACUCUCUCCCUGGCGACGACGGUUUCGAGUCAGCCAUGAACGGAAGCCGACCCGAUCAACCCAUCCUACGAAUCAUUUCUACCCCAAUCGUCAUCCUCAUAUACGGUGUAUUCCACCUCAUCAACAUGCUCGCCGGCAACCUUCCGAUCUUCACUAGCCUUCGAAUCGCAGUCCACGAACCAGCUGGCCUUCCGAACUUGAGCGAGUCCAAGAGUAGCGACGUAAAGCCCGCCCCGAGGCUUUACAUCUACUCAGAGACAGACAGAAUCACGUUGGCGAAGAACGUCAAAAGGCAUAUCGACGAGGCAGCUGGAAAGGGGUACGACGUGACGGUUGAGAGGUUUGAGAAGAGCCCUCAUGUUGCCCACGCGCGCACGGACCCAGAACGCUACUGGACGGCUGUGCGUGAGCUUUGGUCGCGAGUGGCAACAAGGGAGACAUAG